CGUAAACUGAACAUGGCCAAUCAGGAUGUGGAAUUCGUGCGAACGGGAUAUGGAAAGAACCUCGUCAAGGUGCUGCAUGUCAGGCGAGAAGGGACACAGCAUCAAAUCAAAGAGCUGAAGGCGAAUGUUCAGCUUACCCUGAAGACACGCAAAGACUACGUGUUCGGAGACAACAGCGACAUCAUCCCUACUGACACCAUAAAGAACACUGUUCAUGCUCUUGCUAAGAUCAAAGGAGUUAAGACCAUAGAAGAGUUCGCCAUGGACAUCUGCAGGCACUUCUUGACAUCCUUCAACCACGUCACUCGGGCCAAAGUGGACAUUGAAGAGAUGCCGUGGAGAAAAUUAGAGAAGAAUGGUAUUGAGCAUGCCCACGCUUUCAUCCUAAGUCCCGAGGCUUGGAGGUUCUGUGAGGUUGAGCAAUAUCUUAAUGAGACCCCAGUGAUUCACAGUGGCAUAAAGGACAUGACUGUGCUGAAAACGACGCAGUCUGGCUUCGAGGGUUUUCUGAAGGACAGGUUCACCACUCUACCCGAAGCUAAGGACAGGUUCUUCUGCACCAGUGUGUAUGCAAGGUGGCGAUAUAACACACACACUAAUGUCUCCUUUGACGCUGCGUGGAAAACUGUAAAAGAUAUUAUUAUCGAGAAGUUUGCUGGCCCAUAUGACCGCGGUGAAUACUCUCCAUCGGUCCAGAAGACUAUUUAUGACACACAACUUCUCGUUCUUAGCCGAGUGCCACAGGUGGAGGAGAUUGAGAUAGUCAUGCCAAAUCAGCAUUACUUCACCAUAGACAUGACAAAACUGGGACUUCCCAACAAAGAUGAGGUCCUUCUACCACUUGAUAAUCCCUCUGGGAACAUCACCGGAACCGUGAGGCGAAAAGCACGAGCUAAACUGUAGAGGGCGCUGCCAAGGUGCAAAACAAGUGGAGCCACGGGCAAAGACAGAG
This is a messenger RNA of Paramormyrops kingsleyae, 952 nucleotides long. It is a transcript of the gene uox, whose product is annotated as urate oxidase. Gene Ontology annotation, biological process: purine nucleobase catabolic process; urate catabolic process. Lineage: Eukaryota; Metazoa; Chordata; Actinopteri; Osteoglossiformes; Mormyridae. Gene Ontology annotation, cellular component: peroxisome. Gene Ontology annotation, molecular function: urate oxidase activity. The record is from RefSeq and is a predicted model, not a curated record.